GCAGGAAUGGGCUGAAAAUUGCUUUUGCUUUUUUGCAGACAGGCAUACUCUCAUCUGAUUUGGGCCAUCACUGAGCUGCAGAUUGAAGCGGGGGAAAAUAAGCUCCCAGACUCCCUGCUACCAUGUGCUACGACAAAUGUGCACGAUGCAUCGGGCAUUCCUUGGUGUGGCUCGCCAUCCUCUGCAUUGUAGCUAACAUUUUGCUUUAUUUUCCCAAUGGAGAAACAAGGUAUGCCUCUGAAGACCACCUCAGCCGGUUUGUGUGGUUCUUUUCUGGCAUUGUAGGAGGGGGCUUGCUGAUAUUCCUGCCAGCAUUUGUCUUCAUUGGGCUGGAACAGGGCGACUGCUGUGGCUGCUGCGGCCACGAAAACUGUGGCAAAAGAUGUGUGAUGCUUUCUUCUGUGCUGGUUGCUCUCAUUGGAAUUGCAGGAUCUGGCUACUGCGUCAUCGUGGCAGCCCUGGGCUUAGCGGAAGGACCAAUAUGUCUGGAUUCCUCCAACCAAUGGAACUAUACCUUUGCCAGCACGGAGGGGCAAUACCUUCUGGAUAGAUCCACAUGGUCCCAGUGCGUUGAACCCAAGCAUGUUGUGGAAUGGAAUGCCUCUCUGUUUUCUAUCCUCUUGGCACUUGGUGGAAUUGAAUUCAUCUUGUGUCUUAUUCAAGUAAUAAAUGGAGUGCUUGGAGGCAUAUGUGGCUACUGCUGUACUCAUCAUCAGGUAAGAACCUCAAAAUCAACCACCCCAAGACAGAACCACAACCUUCCUUUAUUUCAUUGUAAUUUAUAUAUUUUACUUGUAUUAAUUUGUAAAACUUUGUACUAGUGUAUUAUACAUCUUAUAUUCUACUUUUAUAAAUGUGCGUAAAGACUGGCAUCUUCACAUUAUUUCAGUGUUUGAACUUAGCAAACAUUUUUUAAGGAAUGAGAAAAUAAACUAUACUGUGGAGAUAAUUUACAGAUUGAGUGAAGUUCUUCAGUAUACCUGAGGUAAACUCUAGCUUGAGGUGAUGUUUUUGAGAAACAUUACAGAAAUAAAUAUUACAUUUCAAUUACUAUUAUAUAUACAUGUGCUUGUUUUUAUUAAACGAAAGAUUUCUAGUUGCUUUUUUUAAGACCACGAAGGAAAAAAUCCUACAACUUGAAAAGAUGUUCUUUUCUACUGUUUAUAUGGUAUUUCCCAUUUAUAUGCUUGCAAAAUCUCUAACAUGCAGCCUCUUUGAACCAUUUCACAUUCUGAGAAGAGACAGAGCCUUGCCUAGAGCGGGAGGACUGGCUGAGAAUGCUCCAGGCUAAAUGAGUGAGUCAAAAAAUGCAAUGCUGCUCAUUCUUAACAUGUGGAAAGCUUUGUGUCCUUCAAAGACAAGCUUUAAGGAUCAUGUAUUUAAAAAUAAAAAGGUCUGGAUGAUUUUACAGGAAGAAUGAUGGGAAACAGAAUAAAGCAGUUGAUCAACAUCAUAAGAAAAUGGAGGAAGGGUAAGAAGGUGAGGCAGGAGGACCAAAAGGAAAUCCCCUCAACACUUGCUUGUUUAUAUACAACAAAAUAAAGUAUUCAUUACCAUUUUUUUCCUAUUGUUUAGUCUCAUUAUCCUUUGUUUAAAAUUCCUCUUUUUUCCUUCUUAUUUUUUUUUUCCAGGCUGCAAGUUGUUCAGCCUCUGUCUUCUGGUUUCUUUAUCCCACUUUUUCUUCCUUCUCUUCUAGCUUCCUUUGCUAUCCAUUCAUUGUUAUUACUAUGCCAUUCCUUGGAAUCAUCAUCUCAAUUAGGUAUCUUUCCUUUCUACUGGGUGCCGCAGUCAUCAGGCUCCUGGUGAGGGUAACAGACAUUUUCUUUCUUGUUAUUUUAUAUCUGUUGUACAGAGUUGGGCUCUUUCAGAUGACAAGAUUCCCUGAUCUAUAGGAAAUUGUCUUCGGAAAUUUUCUGCUUUUAAAGUUGUCUGAUGGUGGCCACCAUAAUGAGAAGGUAUUUAUUUCUAGAUGUCAUGCCUUCCUAACAAAAAUAUUUAUGGUUGAAUUUUAAGGAACACAGAUGAUCAUUAACUAGAGGCUUUGAUAUGCUUGCUAAGUACAAUAAGGUUGGUCAAAAGUCACAACAUGAAGCAAAAAAUUGAAAUGAAAUUCAGGACACAGAGAUAGAAUUGAUUUUGUUUAUAUCUAUAUCUGUACAGGUGUUUAUUUGCCUGGCCAACAGACAAGUUAAUAAAGAAGUUUCUUGGCUGUUAGACAGCUAAGUUCCUCCUUUCCUAAAGAAGCCCUGUAGUGGUUUCCUGACUGGAUGGCUCUAAUCUUUUCUGUGCCUCUGUCCCUCUGGCAUUCUGGUGAGGCCUACAAACACCUUUUAAGAAUACUGUUUAAAAGCGCAUAAAAGAAAGUACAUAGGAUUACAAAGUAAAUCAAUAUAUUGAAAUAUUUUAUUAAAAUAUUUUUGAAAAUUAUAAGAUAGUUGUCUUGAUAGCCAGCUACAUCACAUCAGCCUGUGUAGUUAGGAAAACAGAGAUCACAUGUGAUCUAGCAGUGGUCUAAUGAGUGGGUCUAAGAACUACUGUACUUUUGCAACAUGGUUACAAUUGAAAUGAAAUUUUGAGUACUUGCAACAAUUUUAAUGUGAUAUGAAAAUAACAUGUAAUUUUGUAUUGUUGAUCAAAGAAUGAUAAGUAUUGCUGAUACUACUGUGAUUUGUUGCAUGCAAUCACAAUAAAGGAAAUACUAAAUUUU
Molecule: messenger RNA, 2707 nt
Organism: Pteropus alecto (black flying fox)
Lineage: Eukaryota; Metazoa; Chordata; Mammalia; Chiroptera; Pteropodidae
Gene: TM4SF1
Product: transmembrane 4 L six family member 1
Exons: 5
Coding region: 123-821 (232 amino acids)
Cellular component (GO): membrane
Source: RefSeq, a predicted model, not a curated record